Hansenula ciferrii is the source of this 2658-nucleotide messenger RNA. It is a transcript of the gene LAM5, whose product is annotated as Lam5p. Gene Ontology annotation, cellular component: mitochondrion; endoplasmic reticulum-plasma membrane contact site; cortical endoplasmic reticulum. The record is from RefSeq and is a predicted model, not a curated record. Gene Ontology annotation, molecular function: sterol transfer activity; sterol binding. The transcript has a single exon. Lineage: Eukaryota; Fungi; Ascomycota; Saccharomycetes; Phaffomycetales; Wickerhamomycetaceae. Gene Ontology annotation, biological process: intracellular sterol transport. Bases 1 to 2658 code for a protein of 885 amino acids.
AUGUCAUCACUGGAUACAAUGGAUGACGCGUGGUCAUACUCGUAUCCGUCAUCCCUGGAUAGUUUACCUUUGCCUGAUAGUACAUCCUCCACAAAUGAUGUGAUUGCUCCAGGGUCUUCAAUACAAGAUGAAAACACGAAACCAGGUACCAAGGAUUCAAUAGUUACAGAACAACCCAAAGAGAUCAAACUGGAAUCGCCAAUUACUUUGCGCCGCAAUUCGUUGUUAGAAGAAAAGAAUAACUUUGCGGGUAGCUCAACAUCAAAACCAAUAGCUGUUCCACAAGCAGCACUUGUGCCUCAACAUAAAAACUCAUCAUUGAGUCUAUCACAAAGCAAUCCUACAAAGUCUGCUCCAGCUGAUCCCCAUACAACUAAACAUGAUGCAGAAGCUGUCCCAGGUGAUAAUAGCAGCUCGUCAAGCUUAAAUGCUCCAGCGUUAGACCUUGCUUUGAUUCAAAAUCAAUCACCACCAUCAACCCCUGUUCAAAAUGGUAAUUUUUUCAACAAUAUGUUUUCCACAAUGUCUUUCAAUAAAAAAGGUCAAAAUGGGAAAAAUUCAGAGACUGAGACACAUAAUGUCGAUGAGGACGGGAAUGUGGAUGUGACAAUAGGUUCUCAUUCAAGGACAAAGAGUAAUGCAACAUCUGUUAAAGAGUCACCAAGUAUGAUGAGCUAUAGAAAGAAAUCAAAAACAAGAAGAAGAAACACGAGUUCAAGCUCGAUGGAAAGCUUAAAAUCACCUUUGGUUGAAAGCGAGAAACCAACUUUAUCAACACAACAUGAAGAAGAAGAAACAUAUGACAAGAAUCUAUAUAUUAACGAUAAAUUUAAAGGUACAAAUUAUAGGUUUUCAACAGCUGCUAGAAAUACUAAUUUCCAUAAAUUAUUCAAGUCAAUACCAGAAGAUGAGAGACUUCUCGAUGAUUUUAGUUGUGCUUUGAGUCGUGAGAUUUUAUUACAAGGAAGGCUUUAUGUGUCUGAAAGAAAUAUCUGUUUUAAUUCGAAUCUGCUUGGGUGGGUUACAAAUCUUGUGAUUCCGUAUUCUGAUAUUAGAAAUUUUGAGAAAACUGCAACAGCUGGUCUGUUCCCAAAUGGUAUUGCAAUUCAGUUAACUAAUGGUCAUAAACAUUAUUUUGCGAGCUUUCUUUCAAGAGACUCCACAUAUACAUUGUUGUCAGAUAUCUGGGAUGCUUCAGAUGAUCAAAUCAAUAAUCUUGCAAAUGUCAAUACCAAUUCAUUUAGAAGUACAAGUAUAAAUGAUAGUGCUGAUGCCAAAGAGCUAUCUUUAGAUCUAGAGAAAUAUGAUAAAGAUGAAUACAAUGAUGCUUUGUUGUCAAUAGAUGGUGACACCCCUGCUGUGAAAAGAAUAUCAGACAGUGACUAUUUAUCAAGCUCUGCUGAAGAGGAUGAUGACGAUGGAUCUUCGUUGGGAUCUUCAGUUGGUGCAGCUAGUGAAUCUGGUAAGAUUAUUAGCUCAUCGCAACAAACUGUUUAUAAGCUCAAAGAUACUUCAGUCUAUGCCUAUACUGGAUUAGAAGGUCAUCAUGAAACCGUCUCAAAUUAUGAUUUUGCAAAGAAUAAUGAAACUAUAUUGUCUGAAGAAACAUUGAAAUGUCCACCCGGUCUGUUGUUCGAAAUUUUAUUUGGUCCGAAUAAUGAUUUGACGCUACAACUUUUAGGCGCUCAAGGUUCUAGUGAUUUUUCUCAGUUCUCAGAUUACGAGAAAAACAAUGAGGGUUUCAAGCAAAGAACUUACAAUUAUACCAAAGCUUUGAACUACUCUAUAGGGCCAAAAUCAACUAAAUGUUUAGUGGAGGAAAGAAUUGAGAAUCUUGAUUAUAAUGACUAUAUCAACGUUUUAUCAAUAACUAGAACACCUGAUGUUCCAAGUGGUAAUGCUUUUAGUGUCCAAACGAGAUAUUUAAUGACAUGGGGUCCUGAGAACACAACAAGGCUAGUUGUUGCAUUUAAAGUCGAUUGGACUGGAUCCAGUUGGGUCAAAGGUAUGAUUGAAAAAAGUUGUGCAAGUGGUCAAGAAGAAGCUACCAAAGUGUUCAUUCCAAUGCUAAGAAAGAUUGUUGAUGAAAAUGUUUAUGAAUCAACAGAGCAAGUUACAGUUGAAGAUGAUAUAAAGCCUGUUGCGGCUGCUAAACUACAAAAAGUUGAUACUGAUGCUAAGAGUGUACAUCUUGAAUCACAAGCAACCAUUCCAAAUCUGUCAGAAGUUACUUGGAUCCAAUUGACUUUUUUAGGGUUAUUACUAGCGAUCUUAGUUGUUCAAAUAGGGAUGUUCAAAUCGCUAGGGAAAAUUCCAGAGAAGACAUUCUCUUUUGGAUUACUAGAUGGUUUUGAUAAAUCUACUGGAGACUCUUUAGCUAGAGGAGAAGAAAUUUUACUAUGGAACUGGAUUGAUGAAAGAUCUGGUAACCUUGAUUUAUCUAAAAAUGAAAAAAUUGGAAUAAUAAAGAAUGAUAUUGAUCGAUUGGUUGAGAAAUGGGUCCAAAGGGAGACUAAAAGCAAAGAGACUAGAGAACUGGUUAAAUCAUUUGAAUUACAUUUGAAUGCUUAUACGAAAGAUGCAAUCAGCAAUAGUAAUGAGAAACGAGACAAAGAAAAAGCUUCUGCUUUGAAAGCUGCAAUUAAGGCACUUUUAUAG